UAGGAAAUAAUAUUCAACCACUGGUUCAACCGAUACACCACUCUCCGAGUGGUCAUGAUGGAGUUUCUCUGUUCAAAUCCCAAAUGUUAAUACCGUGUUGUCACUUUUAUGUUACGAACGAACUGUCAUUGACGUUUCAAAAAUUGCUGCAACAUCGUAUGUAUCGGAAGUUUGAAACUUUAAUUCGAAAAUCGAGAGUACUUAUCUCAAGUCAUAUGACGUGAUUACAAUUUUCUAGUGACAGCCAAAGUUGAAAUCGAGGAAAAAUAGAAUAACUUGUAAUCUAAUUAACGCUAAUCCAGUCAUCAGCCUGUGAAUUCCGAAGUCUUUUUUGCGAGUUUCGGUCAAGUAUCGUGAGAAGCAAUACUCAAAAACCUUAUCAAUGGCCUAGCUUUAAGGUAAUUUAGAAUUCAGACAACCCUGAGGUAUUAUCAGUUGGCUUGGAAUGAGAUUUCCUAUCAAUAAAUCUAGACAGGUUAGGUUUUACUUUUGCAGCAUUGAAAUUUGCUCGACGUUAAAGUGGCUGUUGGAGAAAAUAGAGUGGUAUUUACCAUUUUAUCAUUCCUGGCCUGACAUGUCAAAUCCUGGAGAGCGUUUAAAUUAUGUGCAAGAUAGUAGCAGCGAUACAGAGACAGACUACAAGGAAACGGAUAACCGUGGUCGCCACCGCGUAUACAAACACAGAUUUGGUUGUCCCGGCUCAUCCAACCCGAAACCUUGUCUGGUACAGCGGAAUGGAACCAAUAACCGGUACUGUUGUUCUUUCAAACGAGGAAUGCGAAACACAAUGCGUCCAACAGUCGGGUUAGCCAAGCCCCAACAAAAUCAGACUCGUGACAAAGUAUUACUGUCUGGAACUGCAUCUGGCAUGAGUGUUACUGCAUCCACCGAUGAGCGGAUAACGCUUAUCGUCGAUAACACUAGAUUCAUUUUGGAUCCUGCUUUGUUUACCGCACAUCCAAAUACAAUGCUGGGGCGUAUGUUCAGUUCCGGCAUAGAGUUCGCUUUACCGAAUGAAAGAGGUGAACAUGAACUCGCCGAUGGGAUUUCUGCUAUGGUAUUCCGGGCAAUCUUGGAGUAUUAUAAAGAAGGAAUAAUUCGUUGCCCUCCUACAGUAUCUGUGCAAGAGCUUCGUGAAGCCUGCGAUUAUCUUCUAGUACCGUUCGAUGCCAGCACAGUAAAAUGUCAGAACUUGAGGGGGCUGCUUCACGAAUUAUCUAACGAGGGAGCUCGCUGUCAAUUCGAAGUGUUCCUCGAGGACUUAAUUUUACCAUUGAUGGUGAACAGUGCGCAGAGGGGAGAUAGAGAAUGUCAUGUCGUUGUUCUACUGGAAGACGAUGUCGUCGAUUGGGAUGAAGAAUACCCACCACAAAUGGGGGAAGAAUAUUCCCAAACUGUAAACAGCACGGCGAUGUAUCGGUUCUUCAAGUACAUAGAAAAUCGAGAUGUUGCAAAACAAGUGAUGAAGGAACGAGGAUUGAAGAAGAUACGUUUAGGUAUUGAAGGCUACCCGACGUACAAAGAGAAAGUAAAGAAAAGGGCUGACGGUCGUGCGGAAGUAAUAUAUAAUUAUGUUCAGCGUCCUUUCAUUCACAUGUCAUGGGAAAAAGAAGAGGCUAAGAGUCGUCAUGUAGAUUUCCAAUGCCUCAAAUCAAAAUCCGUGACCAAUCUCGCUGAAGCUACAGCUGAUCCAGCAUUAGAUGCCGGGGAAAAUCAAAUAAUUGCGAUUGGCAUGGAUCCUAUACCUCCACCGUUAGCGGCAAAUCCCAUGGGCAAUGAUACGGAUGCUGAAGGAGCCGUUGGACUACCAGCUGAUUCUGAACUUGGUCAAAUACCCCCCGACGAUACAUCUUAAAUGUUAUACCAUUGACAUUAAUUCAUAUAUCAACCAACUAUUUAUAUACUUUGCAAUAUAAUUAAUAAAUAUGAAGAAUUUGUAAGCAAGAAA
This is a messenger RNA of Athalia rosae (coleseed sawfly), 1948 nucleotides long. Its product is annotated as BTB/POZ domain-containing protein 10. NCBI's taxonomy places the organism in Eukaryota, Metazoa, Arthropoda, Insecta, Hymenoptera, Athaliidae. The transcript has 7 exons. Gene Ontology annotation, cellular component: cytoplasm. The record is from RefSeq and is a predicted model, not a curated record. Gene Ontology annotation, biological process: positive regulation of phosphorylation. Gene Ontology annotation, molecular function: protein binding. The coding region runs from base 446 to 1855 and encodes 469 amino acids.